Saitoella complicata NRRL Y-17804 is the source of this 2707-nucleotide messenger RNA. RefSeq lists its product as uncharacterized. The transcript is spliced from 2 exons. The record is from RefSeq and is a predicted model, not a curated record. NCBI's taxonomy places the organism in Eukaryota, Fungi, Ascomycota, Saitoellomycetes, Saitoellales, Saitoellaceae. Bases 31 to 2541 code for a protein of 836 amino acids.
AUCCACUCCUCAUCAGCUAUAACAUCGGAGAUGGAUGUAUUGGUUCAACUCUUUCCGGACCGUCCUUUCGCUGCUCUGGCAGCAGCGCUGGAAAGGGCGGGCGACGAUGUUGAGGCCGCUGCGGAUCUGCUCUUGAUUGGGGAUGGAGACGAUUUUGGAGCGGGUGAUGGUGAAGGUGAAGGUGCUGCUGAGCAGGAUGAGGGGUUGUAUGCGCCAUCCCUGUUCGGAGAUGACUUCUUGGAGGAUGGUGAUGAGGAGGAUGCUCCGUUGCCUGGGUUCAUGGAUGAGGGAGAGCCGAUUGAUUAUCCUCAUCCGCUACAUCCGAGGGCAGGAGUGGAUGAUCUAUUUGGUGACAAUGACAGUGAUAGCUUUCCUACCAACGCGGGCGUUGGCCGGGAACAGCAGCAACAAGAGCAGGCACAACCAGAAACAUUCAGACCGCGAUCCCAAGACGAGACGGUUGUCGCAGUACUGGAGCUCUUUCCAGAUGUUUGUGAGAAGCAUAUAUCUGCUCUAUGGACAGAGCAUGCGACUCGGGAACCUGAUAUCGUCACGUAUAUUGUUUCCCAGUUUAUUGAGAAUCCUGGCUAUCCAAAGUCCACGCCGAAGGACAACAAGAGGAAACGUCGAAUUUCUGAUGAAGGCAUGCGUGCACCCAGAAUCGACUACGAAUCCAAGGACCGCAAGCCUCCGCCCCCGGAAGACGUUUACCUUCACAAUUGUCGAAAAGUACUAAGCAUCGACUUUCCGGUUAUCCCGGAUGCAUACAUUCGUCAUGUCAUGAAGCAGAACAACGAUCUUUACUUACCUACUUAUUUGGCCCUCAAGAAGGUCGACACGAGCGCUGAAAAUGGCAACCUUCUGCCCUACAAGCCGAUGAAUAUUGCUCGUCGCCGCAAUGCAGCGUUUGGGAUGAUCUUGGCAUCGGAUGCAUGUGCGCCCAUCAGAGAGGAGAUUGAAUACUGGCAAGCAAAGCAAACAGAGAGAAUGAGCAAGGAGGUUUGCGAAAAGGAAAGAGAACGUGCGGAGAGGGAGAAUGAGGAGUUCCACGAGUUAAUUGGGGGAAUGGUUGAGUGUGGUUGUUGUUUUGCAGAGGUGCCUAUCAACCGUGUAUCGCAGUGUGAGGAUGGACAUCUCUUCUGUCUGGAAUGUUGUCGACGGAACGCCGAGACGGAGAUUGGUAUGCGACGCUACCAGCUCAAGUGCAUGGACGGGUCUGGUUGCAAGUCACUGUUCGUGAUGUCUGAGGUUCGUCAUUUUCUUCCUGAAAAGAACUUGGAGGCUCUCCUCCGGAUUCAGCAGGAGGAAGAGUUGAGAAUGGCGGAUCUUGAAGGUCUGGUCCGCUGUCCGUUUUGCGAUUAUGCGGAAGUUAUCGAGAAUCCAGAUGAUAAGGAGUUUCGUUGCAAAAAUGAGGGUUGCUUGGAGGUGUCAUGCCGGCUGUGCCAGCUGAAAUCGCAUAUACCAAAAAGUUGUGAAGAAGUCGCUCAAGAUCAGAAGAUUGACGUUCGACAUGCCGUCGAGGAGGCCAUGUCACAGGCGUUAAUUCGGAACUGCAACAGCUGCAAGACGCCCUUCUUCAAGGAAGAAGGCUGCAAUAAGAUGACUUGCACGAAGUGUCGCCACCAGCAGUGCUACAUCUGCGGUGUGAGCGUGAAGAACUAUGACCAUUUUCAUGAUGUCAGAGACGCAUCAGGCAGAAUUGUGAAGAAGACACCUUGUCCCUUGUAUGACGAUACGCAUGCACGAAACGAUCAAGAAGUAAAGGCUGCGUCUGAAGCUGCGAUUGCAAAGCAACGCGUGCAGAGGCCAGACAUGACUGAAGAGGAAUUAAGAAUCUCAGUGUCGAAACAGGUCGAGGCCGAUGAAGCUAGGCGGAAACAAGCGACGGCGGACUACCAUGCGCGGCAUAACAUUCGUCAUGAGCAGCAUGUUCCGCAUCCUCCUCGGCCCGCUCCCGUUGUUGCACUGGCUCCUCCUCCUCCCCUUCCUGUUCGCCCCCCUGCACCACCUCCGCCAGGCGUGGUCAGAGCCCCCCAACGACAGCACGUUCCUGUCCUGCGACAAGCACCGCCCCGACGAGAUGUUCCGCGAAGACCCGUACAAGCUGCGCCUCAAGUUCCUCCGUUGGGGUAUUACGGGCAUGAUGGACAUUUUCGUCCGGCUCGAGGCUUUUUGCCACCUCCUCUUGCGAACAACAAUCUGCGGCCCAGGCGGAAUUAUGCCGUGGAGAGAGAUGCGCGACUUGAGCAAAUGCUGAGGAACCCUCCACCCAGGAUUGCCGUAGACCCUCCUGUUGGUGCUGUACGAGGUCAGCAACACGAUGUAGUUCGGUUGCCGGAAGGUGGAGGAAGAGUGCGGGCUGCUGAAAUUCCCAGAAGGGCUAAUGACCCAGGCCAAGGUCGACGAGAAAUACGAGAAAGGAGGCGACCAGCACAACCGAGAGGGCAGAAUCAGCAGCAACCUCCGCAAGCUGCUCAGCAGCAAGGCCAGGAUCGUCCAGGAAGACCGCCGCCGCCGGAGGUCAUGAUCAUUGACUACUGAAAUGUUUGGGGGCUGUAGAUGUGUGCGACACACCGGGGAGGACGUUAGGCGUUAUAUCAUCAUUGGGUUUGAACUUGUUUCACUGCGCAAAAUACAAGUUUUGUCCUGCACUUGUUCUACGAAUGCUUGCGGUGAAGACAGGAAAUCAACUCGUAAUAUGGAAAAU